Molecule: messenger RNA, 1512 nt
Organism: Knipowitschia caucasica
Lineage: Eukaryota; Metazoa; Chordata; Actinopteri; Gobiiformes; Gobiidae
Source: the annotation of a GenBank genome assembly
AUGGCGGCGGUGAACUCUUCUCUCGGUGAGGACCAGUUCCUCUGCUCCAUCUGUCUGGAGGUCUCCACUGAUCCAGUCACUGCACUGUGUGGACAUAGCUUCUGCAGCAUCUGCAUCAAGAAACACUGGGACAACAGCGACCACUGCAGAUGUCCCGUCUGUAUGCAGGACUUCAGCCCAAGACCACUGAUGAAAGUCAAUAUUGUUUUAUCAAAGAUGCUUUCUUACUUCAGGAGAAAGCCUCAAGAUGAAGACACAGAGAUAGAGGCUCUGCCCACUGAUCCAGGAGUGGACCGUGACCCGUCCACUGCUCCAGGAGAGGUGGACUGUGACCUGUGUCCAGAGCCCAGGCUCAGAGCCCUGAAGUCCUGCCUGCUGUGUCUGCUGUCGUACUGUGAGAGCCACCUGCAGCCACACCUCACAAACCCCCGUCUGAAGAGGCACCACCUGAUCCACCCUCUGCCCAACCUGGAGGAGCACAUCUGCCCGGAGCACCAGCGGCCCUUGGACCUCUUCUGUAGGGACCACUCCCACUUCAUGUGCAUGCAGUGCAGUUAUACAGAUGAUACAAAGCAUGAUACUGUCUUAUUGAAGGAGCAGGGAGAGGAGCAGCAGGCCACACUGAAGAAACAGAUCAAAGACGUGAGAAGUGCAGACAGCUUCAAACAGAGCAUUGUAGAAAAACACCAGGAGGUUGAGGUGGAGGCCUCUCGGCUAAUAAGGCACCUCCAGAUAGAGAUCUGUAAACUGGAGGAGAGAGGAGCUGAGAUGGAGCAGCUCUGGAGCUCUGGAGACCACCUGGCCUUUGUCCAAACCUUCACUACAGUCAAACCUGCUCCAGGGCUCUUAGACUGGAGUGAGAAGACUGUCAGGAUCCCGUCGUACAAGGGGACAGGGACCCAAGCUGUGUCUGAGCUGAGGAGCCAACUGAACACAGGGAUGGAGACGUUCUUUAAAGGAGAGUUAGAGGAACUUCAAGAGUUUGCAGUUGAGGUGUCUCUAGAUCCAGACAGAGCACAUCCAGACUUAGUUCUGUCUGAAGAUCUCAAACAAGUUUGUCGUGGCCAAACACAGAACGUCCCCAACCACACUUUUCAUCUGUGUUUUUUAGGGGAACAGAAGUUCUCAUCAGGAAAGUUUUAUUUUGAGGUUCAGGUCAAAGGAAAGACAGAAUGGAGAGUAGGAGUGGCCAAAGAGUCAGUGGACAUAGAAUAUUUUGAGUCUCGAAGCGUACAGAACGGAUACUGGACACUCUACAUGUUCAAUGAUCAUUAUUACGAAACAUCAGACGUUCCUCCUGUCGCUCUCUCUCUGCAGUCCUGUCCAGAGAAGGUGGGAGUGUUUGUGGAUUACGAUGAAGGUCUGGUCUCCUUCUAUGAUGUGGAUGAAAAGUCUCUUAUUUACUCUUUCACCGACUGUUGCUUUGACGACAACAUUCUGCCGCUGUUACAUCCACGCAGUGAUGACACGGUUCCUCUGGUUCUGACGCCUGUUGGAAGUUCUACAGCGUAA